UUAAUUAUGCCUCUUUUUGUCAUUUUCAUUCUCUAUGUGCAUAAUGGAAAAAGUCUACCAUCAUAACAUAAUAAUUAAAUUCCCCAAAGUUAUAGAUUGCUCUACACCAUUUCCCUUGCCCAUCAUUUUACUCAUAAUACAAAGGGAAAAUAUUCAUACGUAUAUAUCUGGGUACCUAGCUUGAGAGAGACAUGGACAGUGGAGGCUUGCAAAGGUCUACAACAUCAUUUAGAAGACAAGGAUCCUCGGGAUUGGUAUGGGAUGACAAGUUCUUGACAGGAGAAUCGCAUCAGAACAAUGAAAAGGCAGAAACUAGCAGUAAUGGAAAGCUCCAACGGAGUCAGUCCGCUGGCGGAGUCAUCUACCGGACGGUGAAGGUGUCAUCAUCGCCGAACGUAGACCCUCCAUCUCCCAAGGUCUCAGGUUGUGGUUUAUGUGGCAUCUUCGGCAAACCAGUUUCUGCUUCUACUAAUUACAAUACCACCCGCCAUCGUCAACGCAGAACAAAGUAAGCGUUAGAACUUGAUCAUUCGGUGAUAUGAUCAAAUUCUUCAAGUUUGAUUAUAUUAAUAUAUGUAUGUAUCAUCAUGUUUAAUUAUAAAUACAUGUAUGUUCCCGGAAAUUUUUGUUUUCUUUCUUCUUCUUUUUUUCAAGAACAUUCAUGUGGUGAAAUGUUUUUGUUUGUAUAUGGGAUUUUUUUUAGUUCUUGGAGAA
Ricinus communis (castor bean) is the source of this 714-nucleotide messenger RNA. Its product is annotated as MAPK kinase substrate protein At1g80180. The record is from RefSeq and is a predicted model, not a curated record. The transcript has a single exon. NCBI's taxonomy places the organism in Eukaryota, Viridiplantae, Streptophyta, Magnoliopsida, Malpighiales, Euphorbiaceae. The coding region runs from base 192 to 512 and encodes 106 amino acids.